Phytophthora nicotianae INRA-310 is the source of this 706-nucleotide messenger RNA. RefSeq lists its product as hypothetical. Gene Ontology annotation, biological process: mitochondrial electron transport, NADH to ubiquinone. The coding region runs from base 69 to 428 and encodes 119 amino acids. NCBI's taxonomy places the organism in Eukaryota, Oomycota, Peronosporomycetes, Peronosporales, Peronosporaceae. The transcript is spliced from 2 exons. The record is from RefSeq and is a predicted model, not a curated record.
ACGACAUUCGUGCAACAUCCACUUUACUCGUCCGUGACCUCACAUUCGGUCUCGAAGCCCCAAGCAAGAUGCUGCGUCGUAGCUCCCAAGCGCUUCUGGCCACUGCGGCGCGCGCCUGCGCCCCUCGUGCGGCCCCGUCGGCUGCCACCGCCUUCCGCCUGCAGAUUUCGAGCUUCUCGACGAUCUACGACAACCACACGCCGUUCGAGGACAUCAACCGCCACCGCAGCGAUGCCGAGCAGCGAAUUGCCCAGGUGCCGGUUGUGGAGUUGGCUAGCAGCGUCGCAGUGUGCGACGGUGGUGGCGGCGCCCUGGGUCACCCGGUCGAGUACAUUCAGCUGGACACCCGCAAGCACAACACCCCGCAGACCUGCAAGUACUGCGGUGUGCGAUACAAGAUGAAGGAGGGCUACCACGCCGGACACUAAGGCGGCAGAUGUUGACUGAACAGGGAGAAGCAGGCUUUGAGCUGCUGCUGCGCUGAGGAAACGAUCAAGUAAAUACAAAGAAAAACACACGUGAAGAUUUGUUGCGUUCUGGUGGUGCAGGUACGACUGGACCAUGAUGCAUCUUUAUAAGCAGCGCCCUUAAGAUCGCCCCGGUACACAUAGCAAACUAGUAAACACUUGAAAACGCAGUUACUUAUUAUGCAAAACAGCAACUUACGAUGCUCGCGAUGAAGAAGACGAUGAGGUUGACAGCGCAU